AUGAUUGUCUCCAACCUUCUCUUGCUUCUGCUGCCCGUGGUGAGGGCCGUUGGAGGUCCGGGUUUCUCCAUUUUCGAUACUCCCUCGGAAGCCCUUCUGCCCUCAAACGACCCAUUUUACAUGAGCGAGCCAGCUGAUCUCUCGGCCUAUUCUCUCGGGGACCUGAUCCGUAUACGAGUGGCUCCGGGUAACCUGAGCGCCAUGUUCAAUGCCUCGGCCGUCUACAACAUUGUUUAUCGUACCGAGGAUAGCCUGGGACACCCACUUUGGUCAUUUUCAACAGUCUUCAGUCCUCUCAAUCCCUAUUCAUCCACACCUACCAGCAACCAUUCGCGACAUGGAGCCUCCUCGAGGGGCAAUGGAACUGCAUUUAUGUCCUACCAGCUCCCCUACAACACACCGAGUGUUGACUGGUCUGUUAGCGUGUUGAUGUAUGACCCCACGCAGACAGCAACGCUUGGGGAUGUGACGGCGGCACUCCAACGUGGUUGGUUCGUAUCCGUGCCCGAUUUCGAGGGCCCUUAUGCGGCGUCUACAGCUGGAAGUCUCGAAGGAAAGGUGAUCCUCGAUGGUGUGCGCGCCGUCUACUCCCUUGCUGCCCUAGACGACAGCGAGCUGGCAGGGCUCGAGCCUUUGGGGCUCGACCCGGCACAUGCAAGCUUCUCCCUCUGGGGCUACUCUGGCGGCGCCAUCUCAUCUGGCUGGGCUGGAGAAAUGCAGCCAUACUAUGCUCCAGACUUGCAGCCUUACUUUGCGGGUCUUGUUAUCGGUGGCAUGCCUCCGGGGUUUAUGUCAACUGCCGACCUCCUCGAUGGAACCUCGUCGGCCGGAUUGCUUCCCAAUGCGCUUCUAGGGCUGACCCAGCAGUUUCCCGAAGCUCGGGAGUUUUUAGUAUCAUCGCUGAAGCAGGAGAAAGCUCAAGACUUCCUUGCCGCCCUGAAUAUGUCUGCUCUCCAAGGUUUUGUCGCUUUCUACAACCAGAGCAUCUUUGAUUACUUUAUCAAUGGGCGGGACGACUUAAACCAUCCGAUCCUCACCUCUUUGUACGACGGUCACUAUGACCUCCGUCUCAAAGGCGUCCCGAGCGUUCCCGUCUUUGCCUACAAGGCUAUUGGUGAUCAGUUCAGCUCAAUUCAGCUCUCAGAUCAGCUGAUUACAGAAUACUGCGACGGCGGAGCGGUUGUUCUCUACGAGCGCAACACAGUCGGAGAGCACAUCUCUGAGCUUCAGAACGGUCACUCCAGAUCGCUGGAUUGGAUAGACAGCUUGUUCAAUGGGACCCAUGCUGAGACUUAUGGUACUUCUGCGUGUGUCAUCAAAAACGUUACCGUCGUAGACCCUACUGGGCCUCCUUUGGGGCAGCUGUAA
This is a messenger RNA of Clonostachys solani, 1368 nucleotides long. The record is from the annotation of a GenBank genome assembly. NCBI's taxonomy places the organism in Eukaryota, Fungi, Ascomycota, Sordariomycetes, Hypocreales, Bionectriaceae.